Messenger RNA from Nannospalax galili (Upper Galilee mountains blind mole rat), 942 nucleotides. RefSeq names its product olfactory receptor 8H1-like. NCBI's taxonomy places the organism in Eukaryota, Metazoa, Chordata, Mammalia, Rodentia, Spalacidae. Gene Ontology annotation, molecular function: G protein-coupled receptor activity; olfactory receptor activity; odorant binding. Gene Ontology annotation, biological process: G protein-coupled receptor signaling pathway; sensory perception of smell. The transcript has a single exon. The coding region runs from base 1 to 942 and encodes 313 amino acids. The record is from RefSeq and is a predicted model, not a curated record. Gene Ontology annotation, cellular component: membrane.
AUGAACACCUGGAAUUACACAAAUGAACCCGAUGACUUCAUCCUCAUGGGACUGACAGAUUCCAAGGAGGUCCAGCUGGUCCUCUCUGUGCUGUUUCUCUUGAUAUACCUGGUUACUGUGCUGGGAAACACAGGGAUGAUUCUCAUCAUUUGUCUCGAUGCCCAGCUUCAUAUCCCCAUGUAUUUCUUUCUCACCCACCUGUCAUUCCUGGACCUCAGUUACUCAACUAUUGUCACCCCCAAAACCUUAGAGAACAUGCUGACUUCCACCAAGACUAUCUCUUUCAUGGGCUGCUUCACUCAGAUGUAUUUUUUUGUCCUCCUGGCGGGUGCUGAAUGCUUUAUUCUCACAUCAAUGGCCAUUGAUCGCUUUGUAGCUAUCUGUAAUCCCCUACACUAUCCAGUUCUUAUGUCCACAAAACACUGCCAUGCUCUCCUCUUUGGGUCUUACAUGAUUGGAGCUGUAGAUUCCUGUGUCUAUGUACUUUGCAUGAGUACACUGAAUUUCUGCAACUCCAAUAUAAUCCAUCAUUUUUUCUGUGACACAUCCCCAGUUUUAAUACUGUCUUGUAAUGAUACAUAUGACAUUGAAAUCAUUAUAUUUAUUUUUGCUGGUUCCACUCUCUUAGUAUCUUUUAUCACUGUAUCUGCAUCCUAUGUGUCAAUUUUCUCUACAAUUUUGAAACUCAGUUCCACUUCAGGAAAGCAAAAAGCCUUCUCCACAUGUGCCUCUCAUCUCCUGGGAGUCACCAUCUUUUAUGGUACUAUGAUCUUUACGUAUUUAAAGCCAAGUAAGUCCUAUUCAUUGGGAAAGGAUCAAGUGGCUUCUGUAUUUUACACCAUUGUGAUCCCCAUGCUGAACCCACUCAUUUAUAGUCUCAGAAACAAGGAAGUAAAAAGUUCUCUCAUUAGGGUCAUAGAGAAAAUGAAGGGAUCCAAGUAA